Molecule: messenger RNA, 3456 nt
Organism: Daphnia carinata
Lineage: Eukaryota; Metazoa; Arthropoda; Branchiopoda; Diplostraca; Daphniidae
Gene: Noc1
Product: CCAAT/enhancer-binding protein zeta-like
Exons: 9
Coding region: 80-3409 (1109 amino acids)
Cellular component (GO): nucleus
Source: RefSeq, a predicted model, not a curated record
CGCAAUUUUGGCAAACCCGGCAAUCACAAAGCAGACGUCGGCGCAUCAGUUUAAGCAAUUGACAACACGUGUUUAAUUCAUGUCGAAACAAAGAAUGAAGAAACGACAAUUAAAAGCUCCUGUCGAAGGGGAAAACGAGAAAAUUUUGGGUGACAAUGACACAGCGGAGAUCCAAGAUUUCAUAAGGCAGUUAGGGCUGGACAGCAUCGAUCCGAACACUUUGGAAAUUCCGGAAAACCUAAAAGAAAAAAGGACGAAAUCGAAAAAAAUUCCAAAUUUAAAAUUGACAGAAGUGCCUGGUACAAAUUUGGAAAAUAUUUCCAACCGAAAACCUGUUAAAACUAAGUAUCAGGAAUUCAAGCAAAACAAGUUUGAAAAUAGAAAGGCUGCAGUCGAAGAGGCAUCUAACAGCACCAGUACUUUGAAGCAACCUGUGCAAAACAAAAAAAUAAUAUUUGACAAUUCACAAUUGGGCAAAACCUCUUCAAAAAAUGAAGUUCCAAUCAUACCCCCAGUUGGAGUAUCACAUAAUCAUAACAAGAAAAUUGUUUUUGAUGAAGAUUAUAUAUCUAAGUCUUCUGGAGGCAAAUUGGAAGAAAAAACACCAGAGAGUGACAAUGCAUGGUAUCAUUUACUUAUUAAACCAGAUGUUCCCUGGUAUCAGCAGGAUAAACCAUUGAAAGCUGUUCGUGAAGUUUCCCCAGAAGAAGUAAACAAAUGUGAGGAAGAAGGCAAGAGAUAUUUAGAAGAAGAUGCCGUCAACUACCAGAAAGUUCGUGCAGUGGGAUCAGAUAGGUCGGAAACCAAAUGGAUUCAAACGGUAUUAAAGUCAGGAGCCUUUGCGGACAAAAUUGCCGCCCACACGUUAUUACUUCAAGAAUCCCCUGUCCAUAACUUACCUUCGCUUAAAUUUCUCAUUUCUCUCUUGGAUGUCAAGGGAAGAAGAGAAUGCAUGGCCUCAUUAGAUGCCUUGAUACGACUAUUCACAGAAGGAAGAGUUCUCAAUCCGAACGCCAAACUUUUUCUCAUGAACAAGAAGCCUAUCAGUGCCCUCUCGACGGUGACGCCGCGUGAACGCAAAGAGCUAUUAGCGCUAUGGUCUUUUGAGCAUCAAUUGAAAGACUACUACAACCAGUUCUUCAUAGCUUUGGAUGGGCUAUUGAAAGAUGCUGUUGAUACCACGCGUCGUAAAGGCAUAGCAGCAAUUGCUACUCUUUUGGCCUAUAGCCCUGAACAAGAGCAAGGUCUUUUGUCUAGACUUGUCAACAAAGUGGGUGAUCCUACUCGAGCAGUAGCAACUUCCACGGUCGGACAAUUGGAACGGUUACUUCAGCAACAUCCUCAGAUGAAGUUGGUCGUCGUGGCCGAAGUUGAACGCCUGCUUUAUCGUUCUAAUAUUAAUACGAAAGCACAAUAUUAUGCCUUGUGCUUCCUUUCGCAAAUACUUCUGGAUUCGGAUGAUGUUCCCCUAGCAACCAAACUCAUUAUCAUUUAUGUUACGUUCUUCAAAGCGUGCGUGAAAAAGGGUGAAGUUGAUUCUAAACUUAUGGCAGCCCUUUUGACUGGUCUAAAGAGAGCCUAUCCUUAUUCAAAAACUGUCACUAUCUCUGGUGGACCGCUUGAUGGUCACGUCGAUACCCUGUUUAAGCUGGUCCAUAUGGUUCGAUUCUCUUUAGCGACGCAAGUUCUUUGCAUUCUCGAUCAAAUUGUUGACAUCGACAAGAGCAAUUCCGACAGAUUUUAUUCCGUUUUAUUCCGAAAACUUUUUGAUCCUGACGUGGGACUUACAACAAAACAGUCCAUGUUCUUGAACUUGCUUUACCGUGCUUUGAAGCGAGACGAAUCGCUCCCUCGCCUGCGAACAUUUGUCAAAAGAAUUUUGCAAGUUUGCCUUGCAUGCCCGCCUCAGUUGGCCUGCGCUCUUCUUUAUCUUGUGUCAGAAUUGAUCAAGUCCCGUCCACAGUUGCAGAAUUUCCCAAAAGACGUCAUAACAAAAGAAUACGUGGAGGAAGACGAUGACGACGAGGAGCAUUACAAAGACGUUGAUAACGAUGACGAAGAAGAAGAUGCGGCAAAAAAAGAUGGAACGGGAAACGAAGAAAAGACUGUAACAUCCACAUGGGUUCACCGAAAAGGUUCUCAGUCGAAACUGAAGCCUAAAUCAGCAUAUGAUCCUUUUGCCCGCAAUCCAAUGUAUGCACGAGCUGAGAUGUCCGGCGGGAUGUGGGAAAUCAAUUUGUUGACCAAUCACUUUCAUCCAUCAGUUGCAUUGUUUGCCAAGACGAUUGUCGAAGGUACGCCAAUUGAGUAUACAGGCGACCCUUUGCAGGACUUUACUUUACCCCGGUUCUUGGAUCGUUUCGUCUUUAGGAACCCCAAACUAAUUUCAGCUGCCCAGGCCAAAUUACCUGCCCAACGACGCGUGUUAGGCAAAAGGAGUAUCUAUGUUCCGCGUGGCGUCAGGGCAAUGGCAGUUGACAGCAAAGAAUUUGCCAAACAGCCUAAGAAUAGCAUUCCUGCCGACGAAAUGUUCUUGUAUCAGUACUUCAAACAGCGCAUCUCUAGGGGUCCUCGUGCUGAAAAGAACAGUGAUGAUGAUGACAGCGACCAUGAAAGUGUCGCUAGCGAAGAGUUUGAACAGUACCUGGCCGAAAAUACUGACUUUGCAUCCGAUAUGAAACCAAAAUCGAAGCCCGACAAGAAAAAGAAGAAGAGUGAUAAAGAUGGAGAGGAUGAAGACGACGAGGAAGUUGACGGAGAUGGCGAAGAUGAUUUGCAAGAUGCUGAAGUUGAUUCUGAAGAAGAUUUCGACAAUGACGAAGAGUUCCAAGAUGCGUUUAAAGACUUUGAUGACAUGAUCGAUGGUAGCAAUGCUUCAGAUAUUGAGGGUGGUGAUGAGGAUCUCGGAGAGGAUGAUUUAGAAGAAGGUGGAUUCCGAGAAGAAGAUGUUGCAUUUUCUGACGACGGUGAUGAUGACGAUGACGACGAUGAUGAUGAUGAGCCCAUUGCACCACCGCCAAGCAAAUCGAAAUCCAAAAAGAGGGCUGUUGACGAAGAUAUUGACGAUUUAGAUUUCGCUUUUGGUGCCCAACCGAGCAGCAGCAAAAAGAAACGUAGUCGUGAUUUAUUCAAUGCUAAUGGUAACGACUUCGUCGCUGCCGAAGACUUUGCUGCCAUCCUUGAAGCCAACGCGGGGACUGGACUCAAUACUGCAGGAACGACAGAGGCUUUGGCUAAUAAAGACAAGGCUUCAGUGAAACAACUCCAGUGGGAAAUGUCUCGAGAUCGAUGGAUGAGGGAUCUUAAUCGGCCUAAAAAAGGAGGAAAGAAAAUGGGCAACAAAAACAAAAAAGGCAAAUCAGGACCCGCGUUCAGAAAAAACCGAGGCAAGCUUGGCAAACAAAGAUAAUCCUGUUGAUACACAUACAACUUUAAAAUACAACGAUGGUUAUUAAA